This is a messenger RNA of Leptidea sinapis, 902 nucleotides long. RefSeq names its product thioredoxin domain-containing protein 17-like. Gene Ontology annotation, molecular function: protein-disulfide reductase [NAD(P)H] activity. Lineage: Eukaryota; Metazoa; Arthropoda; Insecta; Lepidoptera; Pieridae. The coding region runs from base 275 to 655 and encodes 126 amino acids. The transcript is spliced from 3 exons. Gene Ontology annotation, cellular component: cytosol. The record is from RefSeq and is a predicted model, not a curated record.
GCUUAAAAAUCCCAGUAACCGGGCCAUAAAGUGUGUGUACAAAGAUAAUUAAAAUUGGCUAUUAACUUGAAAUUUUAAUUUGAUAAUUUAUGUUUUCUAAAUAUAAUAAUUAUAAAUAAUAGGUGUUAUUGACAAACUCGUACAGUAUCAAAAUAUAUUCUUUGUACAUUUAUUAUUGUUUAACAAUCCCUUAAAACUGAACUGUCGCGAAGCUAAAUAAACAUUGAUAACAAAAUAGGUACUUAACCUACAUUCUACAAGCAAAAGGCUUACCAUGGUUGCUUUUGUCGAUAUAAAAGGUUAUGAGGAUUUUGUUAAAUAUGUAGAGAGUUUGGACAUCAAUGGACCACCGGUUUUUGUAUAUUUCAGUGGAUCUAAGAACGCUGAUGGCAAUAGUUGGUGUCCAGAUUGUGUUGAAGCUGAACCUGUAAUAAAAUCAUAUUUUACUGAACUACAGAAAAAUAUAAUAUUUGUGUAUGUUGAUGUUGGUGAUAGAGACUAUUGGAAGAACAAGGCUUGCCCAUUUAGAACUGACAGCCGCAUAAAACUCAUGGUUAUCCCAACACUUAUUAAAUGGAAAGGAGUCCAGAGGCUUGAAGGUAGCCAAUGCAAUAAAAGAGAAUUACUGCAAAUGUUAUUUGAAGAUGAUGAAUAAUUAUAUAGUUUUGUAUAUAAUAACAAAUCAAAAAUAAUGUUUAUAGAUAAAAAUGGUAAUUAUGCAUUUGUAUUUAAGAGAAAUGUCCCCAGGGAUUGUGCUUGUUAUAUAUCAUAUUGUUACUGUCAAACUUACUAAUUAAUAAUAGUAUAAUAUUAUACUGUAAUGAAUAUCUGGCUCCGAAGAAGACAAUAUCUACCACUACCUAUCUUCUACCUUCAAUAAAUGAAUUAUAUUAUUUUAAUAA